Macrosteles quadrilineatus (aster leafhopper) is the source of this 1134-nucleotide messenger RNA. RefSeq lists its product as uncharacterized. Lineage: Eukaryota; Metazoa; Arthropoda; Insecta; Hemiptera; Cicadellidae. The coding region runs from base 109 to 753 and encodes 214 amino acids. The transcript is spliced from 6 exons. The record is from RefSeq and is a predicted model, not a curated record.
CAUCAAUUUACGACCGUGAGAUGGAAGCGAUAACAACCACUUCAGAUUCAUUUUCUUACCUUUUCAGCGUGAAAUCUGAUUUAAUUAGUGUUUAGUGAAUGGUGUGAGAUGACUCGUGCCGUGUUCCUUCUGCUCGUUUUGGCAGCGACGGCCCUAGCCUACAAGAGGAACAACAGGCAUUGCAGAAGAAACAUCAACGCGAUUGACUUCACAGUCAAUAAUGCAUACUGUGAACAACCGUUGUUUGUGACAUUUGUACAACGGACUGAGGAAAAUUUAGUACUUGACAACGUUUGCUAUACUUACUUCCCACUGCCAGACGACCCUGAAACGUUUCAGGUCUAUGAAGCUAAAGUCUAUUGCGACGGCUCUCUAGAAAUUGCAUCUUUCAUAGGAACUGUUUUCGAGCGAGGUGUCUCGAAGUAUGGCUCUCCCUACUGCACCUACACGGACACCGUGUUUGGCUAUGCAGGGUGUGACACUUACCUCGUGUAUAGGUGCUUCGAGUAUGGAGACUGUGACGGAGUGGACCAUCAACUAAUCUUCGGGGUGUCCUCGAGUUGUACGACAAUUGGACUAUCUUGUCUCCGGAAGGUGGAAGAGAUCGUGGAUGAAAACAAGAUCAAGAACCACGAGUACAUCGUGCUGCCGAUGAAACUUCCCAACAAGUGCGUCACCCAACAGCUGUGCUUGACCCCGGAGAAUCCUUUCUUCAACCACAUGCCUGGCCAUCGAAGCCGCCACGAACUCUAACCCCAGCCUAGUACGGAAACGUAUUGAUUUCUGACACAUUUUCGUAUCUUUUUAGUAGCCGAAGAUCGUUGAAUUGGUUAAGAAAAUGAAAAUGUUGAUUUUUGUAUAGUAGUAAUAAGAGCUUUUUCUACUUAAGAGGACAAGCAAUUUUGUAACGAUUGUGUCUCAUUUUAGUGAUGGAAUGCGUAUACCUCAACCAUAGAUAAUUUAUUAACUUUUCAUGCAGACCAUUUUUUUUUAUUAAAAAAGUCUCAUUGGAUCUCGAUAACCUUAUUGUAUAUUUAGACUUAUUCAGUAUACAUACUUUCACUAAAUGCAAAUACUUAUUGGUUGUAUUUAUCGCCACUGUAAAACCAACAAAUAAAAUAUAUAUUUAUUCAA